Messenger RNA from Hevea brasiliensis (rubber tree), 2476 nucleotides. RefSeq names its product SUMO-activating enzyme subunit 2. The record is from RefSeq and is a predicted model, not a curated record. Lineage: Eukaryota; Viridiplantae; Streptophyta; Magnoliopsida; Malpighiales; Euphorbiaceae. Gene Ontology annotation, biological process: protein sumoylation. Gene Ontology annotation, molecular function: SUMO activating enzyme activity. The transcript has 11 exons. Gene Ontology annotation, cellular component: SUMO activating enzyme complex; cytoplasm. Bases 293 to 2224 code for a protein of 643 amino acids.
UCCCAAUGUAUCACAGAUGGGAUGGGUGUAGACUGCGAGAGUGGCCUCCGCUACCCUUCCAAGCAAUUGCCUAAUACCGUACACUGUCAGUCUCAUCUCAUGCCGCCCUUUCAUAAACCCAGACCAGAUUCUCCACAUUCCUUGACGUCCCGUGUUCGAUUCUCCACUCUCCCUUUUCUCUCUCUCGCUGUCUCUUUCUAUUUAUUUUUAUCGGUAACUAACCAUUUUAAUAACAAACUCCAACUUCUUCGUCACUCUUCUUUGUUCCUCUUUUCUCUCUCUCUCAAUCUAAAUGGCUUCCCUCCACCACUCAUCCGCUGUUAAGGCCGCCAAAGUCCUUAUGGUUGGAGCAGGUGGUAUUGGCUGCGAGUUACUCAAGACGCUAGCUCUCUCUGGUUUUCAAGAUAUUCAUAUCAUUGACAUGGAUACAAUAGAAGUCAGUAACCUUAACAGACAAUUUUUGUUCCGGCAAUCACAUGUUGGGCAGUCAAAGGCCAUGGUUGCUCGGGAUGCUGUGUUGCGAUUUAGGCCUAACAUAAGUAUUACGCCAUAUCAUGCAAAUGUGAAGGAUUCUGACUUCAAUGUGGAGUUUUUCAAACAGUUUAAUGUUGUUCUGAAUGGUCUUGACAACUUGGAAGCAAGGCGGCACGUGAACCGUCUUUGCUUGGCCGCUGAAGUUCCUUUGGUUGAAAGUGGGACUACUGGCUUCUUAGGACAGGUCACCGUACAUGCAAAGGGGAAAACUGAGUGCUAUGAGUGUCAGCCUAAACCUGCCCCAAAGACAUAUCCCGUGUGUACAAUUACUAGUACUCCAUCCAAGUUUGUUCACUGUAUAGUUUGGGCAAAGGACCUACUUUUUGCAAAGUUGUUUGGAGACAAGAAUCAGGAAAAUGAUUUAAAUGUACGGUCUAGCGAUGCUUCCAACUCACCAGAAAAUGGAGAAGAUGUAUUUGAAAGGAGAGACAAUGAAAACAUUGAGCAAUAUGGAAGGAGAAUAUACGAUCAUGUGUUUGGUUAUAACAUUGAGGUAGCUUUGUCUAAUCAGGAGACAUGGAAAAACCGUAAUAGGCCAAAACCUAUAUAUAGUAGGGAUGUUCUUCCUGGAAAACUGAAUCAUCAAAAUGGCAAUGUUGAUAAAAGCUGUGCAACUGAUGAUCUUUCAUCAGUGUCUACCAUGGCAUCUUUGGGCUUGAAGAAUCCACAGGAUGUAUGGAGCCUUGCAGAAAAUACAAGAGUUUUUCUUGAAUCUUUGAAACUAUUUUUUGCUAGUAGAGAAAAGGAGAUUGGAAACCUGAGUUUUGACAAAGAUGAUCAGUUGGCAGUGGAAUUUGUUACUGCUGCUGCAAAUAUUCGAGCUGCUUCAUUUGGGAUUCCUUUGCAUAGCCUUUUUGAAGCUAAAGGUAUUGCAGGUAAUAUUGUGCAUGCUGUGGCAACAACUAAUGCUGUUGUAGCUGGUUUAAUUGUCAUUGAAGCAAUCAAGGUGUUGAAAAAGGAUAUUGACAAUUACAGGAUGACAUAUUGUUUAGAACAUCCAUCAAAAAAGAUGCUUCUUAUGCCAGUGGAACCCUUUGAGCCUAACAAAUCAUGCUGUGUUUGUUCUAAGUCACCGCUAUCACUGGAGAUUAAUACUCAUCAUUCAAAGCUGCGGGAUUUUGUCGAGAAGAUAGUUAAAGCCGAGCUUGGCAUGAACUCCCCAAUAAUUAUGCAUGGAGUAACCCUUCUUUAUGAAGUUGGUGAUGAUCUUGAAGAAGAUAUGAUAGCAAAUUAUACUGCUAACCUGGAAAAGGUGCUAUCUGAGCUUCCUUCUUCAGUUAUUGGUGGCACAAUGCUCACAGUAGAAGAUCUUCAACAGGAGUUAACUUGCAAUAUCUAUAUCAAGCAUAGGGAAGAAUUUGACGAAGAGAAGGAACCUGAUGGAAUGGUUCUCUCUGGAUGGACACAAGCGCCUCUUGAGAAGAAGGAUGAUAACAAGAAGUUGGUUGGCAAUGGUGGGAGCACAUCAACGGCAUUGCCAACAGAGGGUCAAAAAGAAGUCGAGCUUGUUGAAAUUUCAGAAGAGACUGAGAUUUCUGGGAAGAAGAGAAAACAGCCUGGGAUUUCAGGAGAUGAAACUAAUAAUCACAAUGAAAUCCAAAAGCUUGAUGUUGUUGACGAUGGUGAAGAUGACCUUGUGAUACUUGAUCAAUGCGAUAUAGACAAGAAGAAGAAGAAAAGAUUGCAGUAGUAUUUUGCUUCAACUUUUGUUAGGGCUUCUUACAUCCUAAUUUUGUAAAAUUAGGGAGAAAUGGUGAUUCUUUGGUGCUCAUAAUUGCUAUUAGGUCGCAGCUUAGUAGUGUUUUUGGAUGAGUAGAUACCAUUAAUUGUAUCCCCAUUUCCCCUUUGUGGCUAACUGGUGUAGUAACAAUGUGCAUUCUUCCUGGCUAGCUGAGAUUAACAGAGUGGAAAGUAAAAUCAGUGUUCAAACUUGUUCGUAAUA